Malassezia pachydermatis is the source of this 2037-nucleotide messenger RNA. RefSeq lists its product as hypothetical. The record is from RefSeq and is a predicted model, not a curated record. The transcript has a single exon. NCBI's taxonomy places the organism in Eukaryota, Fungi, Basidiomycota, Malasseziomycetes, Malasseziales, Malasseziaceae. The coding region runs from base 1 to 2037 and encodes 678 amino acids.
AUGACGAUUCCUGACACGCCACAAAUGCAUCGUCGUGUCAUGUACGAACCUGUUGCCUCGCUGGAUCGAGGACCCAGUGCCCAGCUUAUCCAGAUGCUGGAAUCAUCGCAGAAGCUAGCACCUGAUACACUUUGGGCACUGUAUACACAGGCCAUGAGCGAGGUGCCGCAAAAAAUGGAGGAUGGCUCCCUUCGUCAACCGCAACCCCUCGCGCCUACACACCAUCAGCUGGUGCUCGAGUCGCUGCUUCCACCUCAUACACCGCAGUACGAGGCGUACGAGGCGCAGCGACGUCGUACGGCACAGGCACGAUACCAGGCGCAUGUCGACGAGCAGGAUGGCCGCGCGCUGGAUUCAGAGGGUCCGGUGGAUUUGUCCACGCCGCGAUCGAUGGCACCUGUGCCGCCGGUGCGUGGGAUGGGCGGCCGAACGGCGCGUGUGUUUGCUCAGCGCGCGAGUCAGAUCUUGCGGCAUAUCCCUAUCGAUCAACGGACUACCGAGCUGUACAACCGUGUCCUUGCCGUGCUAUCGCACGGCGGUCGAUACAAGUACAUGCGCUCCCUAUGGAACGAUAUGGUCAACGCGCGGGAGCAGGGAUAUACCAAUGCAGCGCCCAACCAGGCGACCUGUCAUCACAUGAUGAUGGGGUUGGCACGGAACGUGGAGCAAAAACUCGCGCGUUUCCGGGCGAUGUACCGCCAUGAACUGUUAGCGCCCGUAAACCGUCGACCGACAGCCGUGCAGUCGGAAGAAGCAGCGGCGCAUGUACAGGCCUCGGUCGACCAAGCAGCGAGCACUGUGCUCAUGCUGCUGCGUGAUAUCCAGCGCCAGGGCACCCUGCCACGUGUACGUACGCUGGACGUGGCAGCUCGUCUGUUGCGUGCCACGGGUCAGCUCCCGCCGUUGCUCGAGCUGCUGCGGUACGGCUUUGGGAUGGAUUUGCAGCAUCCAGAUACAGAGGCACCGUCGUUGUGUGCGCCCACCACAUAUACACUCAAUACGACGCUCAUGGCGCUGGGUGAAAUGGCACGUGCCUCGGAUAUGAGCAUGGCCUAUGAGGUCAUGACACAGCGUCUGCCUACCGACAGUACGGUGGCCGUGGCCCCUGUGCUGCCGAACACCACGUCGUACAAGCUGAUGAUCCGGCAUGCUGUGUCUGUCCCCAAAACGUUGCUGGUGUCCAAGGCGACGGUCGCUGCGCCACGUUCGUGGCUUGCGCGUCUCGUGGAUGGGCCCCAAAGUACGCCAACGAUCGGCAUUCAUACGCCCGCCCAGCGCGAUGCAGAAAUGCUAGCGCGCUGUCGUGGCGACUACUUAUACCUUGCGCGUACGUACGUCAACGAUGCGCUGGAUACCUAUGCGGCACAGCUGCAGCAUUUGGCGGAGGGACUGCAAGUGUCUGUCCCCUUGGCCGUCUCGCAAUCCAUGGACGAGAUUCAUACGCGGGCUCAUCAACGUCGGCAGGCAGCGGAGGAGGCCCACUUGGAGCGCCCGCUCCGUUCGAGUCGGCGUCUAUGGAGUACGUACCAUGCUGUGGAUGCCGAUAUGCCUUCGCUUUUGGCUGCGUCCGAAGACGACGUGGACGCCACGCCGACGUCGGUGAGCCAGGGCCUGGUCUUUGUCCCGCCGCGCGUGCGUGUGACAUGGACGAUGUUGCGUCCCUUGCUGGAUGCGGCCAAAGCACGCCGCUCGACGGGCCAGCUGCUAUGGCUGCACCCACGAGCGGAUCGAGCGGAAGCGUUGCUGGCGGCCGAGUACGAUGUGCUUACACGCGCGCAUGCCGCGAUCGAUCCGAUGUAUACCGACCUGUUGCAGUCCUUGCUUGCGCAUCGCGACUAUGUCAAGCUGCUUCUACAGGACAUGUCAUGGCUCUGCGACUCACGGCUGCCUGGCCGCGUGCAUGGCUGGCGCAUGGCGGAGCAGCAUCGCAAUGCCAAGCGGAACGAGCGAGCCGCAGCUAAGCAGCACGGUGUGUCGAAGAAAAAGCGGCGGGCCUCGUCGCUCACAUCGUAUACCUCAGAGGUGCACGUAGAUUAG